Exophiala bonariae is the source of this 2115-nucleotide messenger RNA. RefSeq lists its product as uncharacterized. Bases 1 to 2115 code for a protein of 704 amino acids. NCBI's taxonomy places the organism in Eukaryota, Fungi, Ascomycota, Eurotiomycetes, Chaetothyriales, Herpotrichiellaceae. The transcript has 3 exons. Gene Ontology annotation, molecular function: microtubule binding; GTP binding; GTPase activity. The record is from RefSeq and is a predicted model, not a curated record. Gene Ontology annotation, cellular component: microtubule; membrane; cytoplasm.
AUGGGAGACGCAGGAGAGAUGAAGAUGCCACGAGUUGGUCUUCAAACUGCUCAGCACGAAGAGCUUUUGAAUAUCAUUGACACCCUUCGCUCACAAGGCAUCAGCCGCUAUGUUGACCUCCCUCAACUCAUCGUCUGUGCUAUUUCCGGCCUGCGGUUCCCUACGAAAGACAAUCUCUGUACACGUUUCGCAACUGAACUCAUCCUGAGACGAGCCACAUCACCGAGCAUCACUGUUACGAUCACUCCUGGGGAUGACCGUAGUCAAGAAGAGUCCGAUGAGCUUACACGUUUCCAAUCGCCCUCUACCAGUAUCGAUGACUUCGCAAAUAUCGUUGCUGCAGCCGAGAAGGCCAUGGGAUUGAAUGAGUCGACCAGAGUCUUCGCCAAAGACAUCUUGCGAGUCGAACUAUGUGGUCCAAGCCAGCCACAUCUGACACUGGUUGAUCUUCCUGGAAUAUUCUGGGCUGGUGACAAGAGCCAGUCUGACGACGAUGCUAAGAUUGUGCAUUCACUUGUUGAAUCUUACAUGAAGAAGAGUCGAUCCAUCAUCCUCGCUGUUGUUUCUGCAAAGAGUGACUUGGCUAUGCAGAUCAUCACGAAACUUGCGCGCGACAUUGAUCCUACUGGUGAACGCACCUUGGGAAUCAUCACAAAACCCGAUCUGCUCUUCGCAGGCUCUGAUAGCGAGAGUUCGUUUGUCAAACUUGCGAAGAAUGAGAACAUAACCUUCAAACUGGGAUGGCAUGUUCUCAAGAACCGAGACUAUGACACCAGAAAUUCCAGCACCUCCGAGCGUGAUCUAGCAGAGAGAGUUUUUUUUGAGCAAAACAUCUGGUCUUCGGCACUUCCACCUUCUCAGCUCGGUAUAUCUGCCUUAAGACCUCGGCUCAGCAAGAUUCUGCUGAGGCAAAUUCUGAGAGAGCUUCCGGGACUUAUUGCCGAUGUCGAGUCCGGCCUCAAUCGAUGCAAGCGACAACUUGAAAUGCUCGGCGGUUCCCGGGCUACGGUCUUUGAGCAGCGUGGUUACUUGUUCCAAGCAAGUCAGACUUUUGUGAAUCUUAUGACUGCAUCAAUCGAUGGCAGGUACAGCCAGGCUUUCUUUGGGAGUGCAGAGAGCGACGAAGGCUAUGGCAAGCGACUACGUGCUGUUGUUCAACGCACCUUGAAAGAGUUCGCGGAGGAAAUGCACCUCAAGGGCUCUGCUGUCAAGAUUGUCAACUCCAUUUCAAAACGCUCGAAGUCGUCGUGGGCUGAUUCUGAAGAUGAAUUGUUUUAUAUCUUGAGAGAUGAGUAUCUGAAGAAUGUUCAACUUCGCAUGAGUCGGAACCGAGGCCGAGAGCUCCCCGGGCUCUUCAAUCCAGACAUCAUUGAUGACCUCUUCUAUGACCACGCAAAGCCAUGGCAGCGUAUUAUACUUGCGACCAUGGAACGUGUCGUUCAAGCUGCAGAGACCGCAAUCAAGUAUGUUCUUGAAGAGGCCACUGACGCAACGACAAUCGAUGGGAUCAUGAGCUUGCUUGUCCGGCCCAACUUUGACCUCAUAAAGACGGCUCUAGAAAAUAAGGCUCAAGAAAUCCUGCAACCUCACCAUCAACGCCGUUUAUUGACUUUCAAUCACUACUUCACGGACAGUUUACAAAGACUACGACAGGCGGAAACACAGAAGAUUAUGGCUGACAGACUCGAAUCGUUCUUCUUCAUCAACCCUGAGGCUGAGAAGGAACAAGACCGUAAAUGGACUGGCGGAAAGGAUAAUUCAUUUGAUGUUGGGGAGCUACUGAAAUCUCUCACCUUUGAAACAGACGCUGACAUGGACCGCUUCGCUGCGAUUGAUGCUAUGAAUGCGAUGUUGGUGUAUUACAAGGUCGCCUUGAAGUCUGUGAUCGACACAUUCGGAAUGUAUGCCGUAGAGGCAUGUCUGAUGGCCAAGAUCGGAGACAUCUUCACCCCAAUGCAAGUUUCCAUGCUUGAUGACGCCGCCAUCAACCGCAUUGCUGCCGAGUCCGAUGAGUCGAUCGCCGAGCGUGAAGACCUGACCAAAAAGCUCAAGGUUCUCGAGCAAACCAUGAAGACAAUGGAGCGUCUUCGGACAUUCAAAGAUGCUGGUGUGUGA